CAGCGGGCCCGCCCCGCUCCAGGCGCACUCGGCGGCUGGCGGCGUGCAGCUCGGAGUCGGGCAGCGACUCCCUCACCCAUUCGGCAGCUGCCGCAACCCUCACCCGCUCGGCUGGUCCUCCGCGCGUCGGGCAGCGAUGGAGCCCGGGCCCACGGCGCCCUCCUCCGGCGCCUUGCGGCCGGCCCGCGAUGGGGAGACGCCGCUGGCCGCCACCGGCGUGGACCUGCCGGGCACGGCUGUGCCCUCGGCGCGGGAGGAUGCUGUGGCCGGCGGCCCGGCCGGUGAGGGCACCGCGGCGGCCGGGGACGUACUGGGUAGACCCCUGGGGCCCACCCCGAGCCUGAGCCGCUUCCAGGUGGACCUGGUCUCCGAGAGCGCCGGGCGGGCGGCGGCGGCGGCGGCGGGAGCUGGGGCGGGGGGCCAGGAGACCCCGGCGGCCGGCAAAGCCAGCGGCGAGAGCGGCUUGGCCAAGGGCAGCGAGGAAGCCAAGGGCCGCUUCCGCGUGAACUUCGUGGACCCGGCCGCCUCGUCGUCGGCGGACGACAGCCUGUCGGAUGCGCCGGGGGUCGGAGGCGACGGGCCCAACGUGAGCUUCCAGAACGGCGGGGACACGGUGCUGAGCGAGGGCAGCAGCUUGCACUCGGGCGGCGGCGGCGGCCACCACCAGCAGUACUACUAUGACACGCACAGCAACACCUACUACCUGCGCACCUUCGGCCACAACACCAUGGACGCGGUGCCCAGGAUCGACCACUACCGCCACACGGCUGCGCAGCUGGGCGAGAAGCUGCUCCGGCCCAGCCUGGCCGAGCUCCACGACGAGAUAGAAAAGGAACCCUUUGAGGAUGGUUUUGCAAAUGGCGAAGAAAGUACUCCAACCAGAGAUGCUGUGGUCACAUACACUGCUGAAAGUAAAGGCGUUGUAAAAUUUGGCUGGAUCAAGGGUGUAUUAGUACGUUGUAUGUUAAACAUUUGGGGUGUGAUGCUCUUUAUUAGAUUGUCUUGGAUUGUGGGUCAAGCUGGAAUAGGUCUGUCUGUCCUUGUAAUAACAAUGGCCACUGUUGUGACAACAAUCACAGGCUUGUCUACUUCAGCAAUAGCUACCAAUGGAUUUGUAAGAGGAGGAGGAGCAUAUUAUUUAAUAUCUAGGAGUCUAGGGCCAGAAUUUGGUGGUGCAAUUGGCCUGAUCUUUGCUUUUGCCAAUGCUGUGGCAGUUGCCAUGUAUGUUGUUGGAUUUGCAGAAACUGUGGUGGAGUUGCUUAAGGAACAUUCCACAUUUACCAUGAUAGAUGAAAUCAAUGAUAUUCGAAUUAUUGGAGCCAUUACAGUGGUGAUUCUUCUGGGUAUCUCAGUAGCUGGAAUGGAGUGGGAAGCAAAAGCUCAGAUUGUUCUUCUGGUGAUUCUCCUCCUGGCCAUUGCUGACUUUGUCAUAGGAACAUUCAUCUCAUUGGAGAGCAAGAAGCCCAAAGGCUUCUUUGGUUAUAAAUCUGAGGUAUUUAAGGAGAACUUUGGACCAGAUUUUCGGGAGGAAGAGACUUUCUUUUCUGUAUUUGCCAUCUUUUUUCCUGCUGCAACUGGUAUUCUGGCUGGAGCAAAUAUCUCAGGUGAUCUUGCAGAUCCUCAGUCAGCCAUACCUAAAGGAACACUCUUAGCCAUUUUAAUUACUACAGUGGUUUACAUAGGAAUUGCAGUAUCUGUAGGUUCUUGUGUUGUUCGGGAUGCCACCGGGAAUGUUAAUGACACCAUUACCACAGAGCUGACAAAUUGCACUUCUGCAGCCUGCAAAUUAAACUUUGACUUUUCGAAUUGUAAAAGCAAUUCUUGUUCUUAUGGUCUAAUGAACAACUUUCAGGUGAUGAGCAUGGUGUCAGGAUUUGCACCCUUAAUCUCUGCAGGUAUCUUUUCAGCCACACUUUCUUCAGCAUUAGCAUCUCUUGUGAGUGCUCCCAAAAUAUUUCAGGCUCUGUGUAAGGACAACAUCUACCCAGCUUUCCAUAUGUUUGCUAAAGGUUAUGGAAAAAAUAAUGAACCUCUUCGUGGUUACAUCUUAACAUUCUUAAUUGCGCUUGGAUUCAUCCUAAUUGCUGAACUGAAUGUUAUUGCUCCAAUUAUCUCUAACUUCUUCCUCGCAUCAUAUGCAUUAAUCAAUUUUUCAGUAUUCCAUGCAUCACUUGCAAAAUCUCCAGGAUGGCGUCCUGCAUUCAAAUAUUACAACAUGUGGAUAUCCCUUAUUGGAGCAAUUCUUUGUUGCAUAGUGAUGUUUGUCAUUAACUGGUGGGCUGCAUUACUCACAUAUGUGAUAGUCCUUGGACUGUACAUUUAUGUUACCUACAAAAAACCAGAUGUGAACUGGGGAUCCUCUACACAGGCUCUGACUUACUUGAAUGCACUACAGCAUUCAAUUCGUCUUUCUGGAGUAGAAGAUCAUGUGAAAAACUUCAGGCCACAGUGUCUUGUUAUGACAGGUUCUCCAAACUCACGUCCAGCUUUACUUCAUCUUGUUCAUGACUUCACGAAAAAUGUUGGAUUGAUGAUCUGUGGCCAUGUGCAUAUGGGCCCUAGGAGACAGGCCAUGAAAGAGAUGUCUAUUGAUCAAGCCAGAUAUCAGCGAUGGCUCAUUAAAAACAAAAUGAAGGCUUUCUAUGCUCCAGUGCAUGCAGAUGACUUGAGAGAAGGCGCACAGUAUCUGAUGCAGGCUGCUGGUCUUGGUCGUAUGAAACCAAAUACACUUGUCCUUGGAUUUAAGAAAGAUUGGUUACAAGCAGAUAUGAGGGAUGUGGAUAUGUAUAUAAACUUAUUUCAUGAUGCCUUUGACAUACAAUAUGGAGUAGUGGUAAUUCGCCUAAAGGAAGGGCUGGACAUUUCUCAUCUUCAGGGACAAGAAGAAUUAUUGUCUUCACAAGAGAAAUCACCUGGUACCAAGGAUGUUGUGGUAAAUGUGGACUAUAAUAAAAAAUCAGAUCUUGAUACUUCCAAACUAUCUGGCGAAAAAUCCAUUACACAUAAAGAUGAGGAAGAGGAUGGCAAGACUCCAACUCAACCACUGUUGAAAAAAGAAUCCAAAGGCCCUGUUGCACCUUUAAAUAUAGCUGACCAAAAGCUUCUUGAAGCUAGUACACAGUUUCAGAAAAAACAAGGGAAGAAUACUAUUGAUGUCUGGUGGCUUUUUGAUGAUGGAGGUUUGACCUUGUUGAUACCGUAUCUUCUGACUACGAAGAAAAAGUGGAAAGAUUGUAAGAUCAGAGUAUUCAUUGGUGGAAAAAUAAACAGAAUAGACCAUGACCGGAGAGCGAUGGCUACUUUACUUAGUAAAUUCCGAAUAGACUUCUCUGAUAUCAUGGUCCUAGGAGAUAUCAAUACGAAACCAAAGAAAGAAAAUAUUGUAGCUUUUGAUGAAAUGAUUGAGCCAUACAGACUUCAUGAAGAUGAUAAAGAACAGGACAUUGCAGAUAAAAUGAAGGAAGAUGAGCCAUGGCGAAUAACAGAUAAUGAGCUUGAGCUUUAUAAGACCAAGACAUACCGGCAGAUCAGGUUAAAUGAAUUAUUAAAGGAGCAUUCAGGCACAGCUAAUAUUAUUGUCAUGAGUCUGCCAGUUGCACGGAAAGGUGCUGUGUCCAGUGCUCUCUACAUGGCAUGGUUGGAAGCUCUAUCUAAGGACCUUCCCCCAAUCCUCCUUGUCCGUGGGAAUCAUCAGAGUGUCCUUACCUUCUAUUCUUAAUUGUUGUACACAGUGGGCUGUCCUUCGGAUUGGUACUUAGUGCCUAGUGAAGUGACUGAAAUCGUCAGUAACAGCUCAACAUCACAGUGGCCAACUGGGACUUUUCUUUCACUGUUUACUUUAUUUGAAAGCACAUGGGAAAGUUGCUCCACUGGUGGAUGUAUGGAGACUUUAGUUUUAGUCGGUUCCAUAUCUCAGUUUAAUGAAUGGUGAUUCUUUCUUGUUGAACUGAAGCUCAUGAAAGUAAAGUUUUCCUUUGCUACUUGAAUAGCAAUAAGAGUGUGUUAUUUUUUUGAUUGAUGAAAGGAGUACAAAAAGCCUUUAACCUUGAGGUGCCUUCUGAAAUUAACCAAAUUUCAUUCAUAUAUCUCUCCUCUUUUAUAAAUUUAUAGAAUAUCAAACUUUGCCUUCAGAUAUUUUUAUUUCUAAUCUCUUCCACCUUAAAACAAAGUGGAAGUUGCUUUCCAUCUUGCAUUGACCAAUUAGUGUUGAGUACUAUGUGUUUCCUGUUACUUUUGUAGAAAUAUCUCUUAGAAUUUAAAGAUGAGGAUUAGGACAUGCUAAUAAAAAAUGUAGAGAAAAGUAACCAAAACGCAAACCCAAGGUUAGGUUUAUAUGCGUGUAUGAACAUGUAGAGCUAGGAAAGAGGCCCAAACACCUUAUGAAGCUCCCAAUUUCCCAUUCGUCAUUAUUUCUUUGAAAUCUUAGAGAAGGGUAAAGAUAUGUACCCAUGACGUCCAUGUAAAGUGCUGAAAAAUCACAUCAUUUUUCAAACAAAGAUCCUCAAGAACAUUUGUAUUUAAACUAAGAGAUCUGUCCUAACUUAGAAUUUCCCUAAAAUGUGAGGGAUUUAAGAUAUGCUAACUGAUUUUUUUUUUCUAGAAGAAAUCUAGACAAAGCAAUGUCAUUUAAUAGAGUAUUUCAGCAAACACUAGGUGGGGUUUCACUACAUUAUACCAUCUUUUAUAAAUCUUUAAAGUGUUUCAUCAAAUGGUUAAAUGGACCAUGGGUUUCUUAGUGAAAUAUUUUUAGGCUUAAUUCAUUCGAGUAUCAAGUACAUUUAGUCUUAAUACACUCAGGUUUGAACAGAUUAUUCUGAACAUUGACAUUUAAUCUAUUCUUAAUACUUUAAAACUUUUGUGUUUAAAAAAAAAAAAAACUGCCAGUUUGUGCAUCUGAUUGACACCGCAGUCUACUAGUACACUUUUGACAGUGCAUAUGUCCUGUUACCGAAAGGUUUAUAUACAGUUGUUAAUGAGAAGUUUCUUAUUUUUCAAGGAAGGAUUUCCCAAAAACAUUUCAAGAGAUUUAUGUCUACAUGUCUGUAUGUGUGUAUGUAUAUGCGUACACAAGUGCACAUAUAUAUAUAUAUAUAUGUAAUGAAAUUUAUGUUGCUGGUGUUCCACAUUUUAAAGUGAUCAUGAUUCAGUAGGCUGAAGUUUUUUCUUUAGCAUGUUCAAAAUCAGAUCAAUAGAUUACAGGUUUCAAGAGAACAAAGACAAUUUGAAGGUCAUAAUGUAGCCUCUUAUAAUUAUCCAGUUAGAUAAAGGUACUGUCAGUAGAUUCAUUGAUAAGUUUCAGUGGUAGAGAAUUUAUACAGGCUUUCAUGCAUCUUAAUAGAAAUGUUACAGAAUUAUUUUCAGUGAUGCAGUAUUUUUGCUGCAUGAAUAUGAACUAAAUUAAGUUGGAGGUCUGAGAGUUUUAAUUCAGAAUAUUAAGAAAAUGAAGUAACUAUUUUCUAAAAGUUUUUCUACAUUAUAAUACAUCAUUUUUCCAUUUAUUGUAAGUUUUGCAGUGUUUGGGGGGAAAGCAGAUGUCACAUUCAAUAUGCAAUAAUGUGUGAAUUUUCUAACUGGAUAAUAGGGCGUGGACUGAGUGCUGCUAUCUUGAAAUGUACACAGGUACACUUGCUUUUUUUUUUUUUUUUUAAGGUUUUUCCCAUUCAGGACAACAUCACUAUGACCUGUAUUACAGGAACCAAAUGUCCUACAUCAUACGUGUAUGUAUAAAAUACAUAAAACUCACCUAAAUAUACAUUAAUAGGAAGGGGAAUGUCUGUGAAAUAAUGUAAGAAACUUUCCACUUUUAAAAAAUACAUUACCUAACACUAGAUACCAGGUCAGAAAUUUAAGAUUGCAGUAGAAAAGAGAAAAAAAAUUUCAACAAGCAAUUCUUAGAGAUGCUAUCUAGUGUUGAAGCUAUUUCUAGUUUAUGCUGAAUUUUGAUGAUCUUAAUUGCCAAUUUUUUUUAAUCCUAAUCAUUAAUGGUAACUUGGAAAUAAUUAUGCAAUGGCAUUUGAGUUCACUGUUAUAGGUAAAGAAUUCAGUGGGUUCAGAGAGAAUGUUGGUAUUGAUUAUUAACUGUUAAUUAAAUCAAAUAUUUAUUUGUUGCAUUGUUUCCUAUGUAUUUUAAGUUUCCUUUUAAAUUCUUUUUAUAUUACUUUCUGACAUUACAUGUUUUUUAAGAGUAUGGAAAUAAUUUAAAGAUUUGUGCUCUGGUGGAUGAUUAUCUACUAAGGUUGAAAAUGUAAUAUUUUGAUAAUACUGUACUGUAACUUCACACAAAUGCUUUUCUAAUGUUUUAACCUUGAGUAUUGCAGUUGCUGCUUUGUAAAGAGGUUACUGCAAUAAAGGAAGUGGAUUCAUUAAAACAGUA
Molecule: messenger RNA, 6373 nt
Organism: Nannospalax galili (Upper Galilee mountains blind mole rat)
Lineage: Eukaryota; Metazoa; Chordata; Mammalia; Rodentia; Spalacidae
Gene: Slc12a2
Product: solute carrier family 12 member 2
Exons: 27
Coding region: 137-3718 (1193 amino acids)
Biological process (GO): sodium ion transmembrane transport; potassium ion import across plasma membrane; chloride transmembrane transport
Cellular component (GO): membrane
Molecular function (GO): ammonium channel activity; sodium:potassium:chloride symporter activity
Source: RefSeq, a predicted model, not a curated record